UGUACCGGUGGGUUGAUGUACAGCCACGAGCUGCAGACCUGUGACUGGCCGCGAAAUGUGGGCUGCGAUCUUCCUGCUCUUAGUGCACCGUCAGGACCUUCGGCAGGUCGUACAGUGACACCACGAGUGCCUCAGGUGCUCAGUCGGGUGCGUUUCUCGUCGUCAGCACCAUCAGCUCCGUCUGCUCCUUCGGGCCCUUCAGGACCUUCUGGACCAUCAGGACCAUCGGGACCUUCAGGACCUGCAGAACCAUCGGCACCAGCACGCAUCCAGCAGAUCCACAACCUUCCACCACCACCGCCACCACCUGCAAAUCCAAACCCCGUGAUAACGACUCGUGGACAACCGAAAAACUCACCUCAGGAAGACAUUGCGAAGCUCUACGCCGAGGCUCACGAAACUUUGCCACCCGUAGAGGAGGAAGAAUCGGACCGCCAACAGCGGGUGUACCGUGGACAGCCUAGUACGGUGUCACAGGUGCAGCGCGAUCGUGACGGCAUCCUGCAGCAACCGAGUGUCAACGCCAUACCGACUCAGGCUAAAGUAGGUUCCUUUGCGUACAGUGCUCAACCUCAGCCUUUUGACGAUGACGAGUCACUGCAAACGCUAGACGAUAAACGCUCCCCUGACGCUACGAGACAUGAUCGCAAAAAGCGUGACCUCGAUGCCCAAACUCAGACCUCAGACAGCGAAACGCCAAAGUCCUCCCAGUCGACGCAGGUAGAAGGCACGAAUGAAAGUCCGGAGCCACAGAAGCAGCUCGCAAAACGAGACAACUUGGACGAAACCGCAGUCCUGGGGCUACUUGCACCGGAAAACUCGCCUGACAGUGUGGCGCCCUCUGGUGCCGGUGGUGAGACUCAGCGAACAUCUCGCCAGUUGCGCCCACUGGCCAACUGGCAGUACCGAUCGUUGGAUACGUCUUUGUCACGCCAGAACAGCUACUCCCCGAGUAGUUUCGAUCCGUUUGGGUAUACAGUGUUGCCGACGGCUUCGACAUACUUCAAACCGGGUGCCCGCUACUUUCAGCCGCAGACGUACAGCAAGAAAGAGCUAACCCAAACGUACAACGAUUAUCUGGAGGCGUACAGCAAGAGCAAACAACCGACGUACAACGUGCGUCCAAUCGAGGUGCAACCCCAUAAAGCGUCCGGGCUGCAGAGUUACAAGACGAUCGCCAAAAUUACGCCUCAGGAUUCGAUUAUUCCUUUACUGAUUGCUAACCAGCAACAGCAGCAGCAGCAACAACACCAGCAACGACCCCACCUUUCGGGCUAUUCCGGACAAUCACAAUUCACAGCGGCUGCGUUUGUGAAUAGCCACAACAACAAGAAGUACACGACACCAGCAUCACCACUCGAUGGGGACGAAGAGACGAUACCAGACAACUUUGCGUUCUUCCACUUCGGCAACACCUACUCUUCCACACCGAUAUCGGUCAAUAACAACGCGAAGGCAGUAAAGCAUUCAAAACCUUCCGGGGUGCAGAUCUCAAACGUCGCUCAACCCACGCAAAAAACACCGUACAUUGCGUUCAGCUCCGUCGGUGGGUUCUUCAACAACCAACCGACGUCGAACCCGCUGAAGGAGAGUUUCGUUGUAAAGCCGAACCACGCGAAACCCAAACCCGUGGUCCAUUUAGGGCCUAGCACUCCAGCACCAGUGUAUGAAGGUAUCUCAAACACAAUCCAAUCUAGCGGACUUCGAUUCGCCGUGACCACUCCAAAGAUCGUCCAAGGAACAGGACUGGAGCUGUAUCAACCCAACGUAUACCUGAACGCGCCCCGACCUCAGUCGUACGGUGGGUACAGUGUGAAACCUUCAGGUGUCGUUUACGAAGCUUCGACUCCAAAACCUAGCUCAGCACAAUUCGUUACCAAGUCGACCAACGGGUUCCAACCCAUUAUCGUGUCGACCACACCGAAGUACUACCAGUCUCAUGGUUCGAAAAGCCAAACGGUGGGUCCGAGCGAGUACAGCAAAUUCUACGAGGCGAUCAAAAGCACACACAUCGCUCAGGUGUCCAACUCGAAACCGGCACAGCCGGCUCCUAUUCGUAUCGGAAAUGGCCAGCAGGUCUUGUACCGGCCGGUCACGAACAACACCAAACUGCAACCGGUAUCACACGGAUAUGGAGGUGGCCAGCAGGUGUUCUACAGUCCAAUCGGGUCUGCUCAACUGAGCCCGGUAGCUCCAGCGAAACCACAAGAGUCCGCUGAAUUCUACUAUCAAGAAGACGACAACAUCGAUCUCCGCGGCCAGAAGUACGUGAAGAACACGUUGGACGUGAACCGACGUCCAGUGUACGGCAAACCCCCGUAUGGGGAUGAAGAAGAAGACGAAGAUGAGUACUACGAUGAUGAUGAGGACGAUGACGACGAGUACCAGUAUCGGUAUCCCGUGAACAAGUCCAAGUACACUCCGAUGACGGAAACGAUGGCUCCUAGACCGUUGCUCAAUCUCACCACGCCAAAGCCACCAGGAUCCGUGUCAGGAAAUCUGUACUACAACUACGACACAACCACCUGGCGUCCUGCGACGGUGACGACGUACUCACCGGCCAGCUCAACCUCGGACAUUCCACCCAUCAUCAAGUUCCCUGAGGACGUCUUCCAGGGUAUCAAACCUCUCGGGGACGUACCGCGAUAUCUCAACAAGUCCACGCUCCGACCAUACACCGUGCGGCAGCGAAUCCGUCCAACAGUCGUGCAGCAUAACCAUCUGGACGAGAAUGGACCCACCGAACGGGGUCGUCUAACGACAACCACCAGUACAGUGCGACCUCAGACAACAACGACUCCUACGCGGUACUAUCCAACUACGGUGCGUACGCGUAUCUCGACCAAGACUCCGACCACGGGGACUUCGUUCACCCGCAGACCGGCUACGGCCACGACGAACGUGAUCACUACCUCUACCACCACGCCAGAACCUCUGACGACCCAGACGACCUCACGCAAGCGCUACACGAUCCGACCGAACCGUGGCCAACAGCGUUGGCGGACAACCGAGACCCCGGAACCAAGUACGACCAACGGUCGACAUGCCAGCCCGACCAGCCCGACUAGACCGACCAAAACGCGACCUCGGUUGGAGCUGGAUGAACGUCUACCGAACAGAGUGGAAACCUCGUCACCAGCGCCUUCGAGCCGGUACGUGCCAGAGCAACAGCAAAAAACGCAGCUCACGCAGAGCAACAGAAACUACUACAACACCAGCAACUACGAACCAUCUGCGUACGAUUCUUACUACGCCGUCUACGAUGAGGACGUCGAAUUGUACCGAGAUGUCGAAUAUCAACCGCAACAACCCCAGAAACCUGUCGUGUCGUCUACGUACCGUCCGACAGUGGUCACCACUGUCGCUCCUACUUCUCAGCGCGAUCCUUAUGUCACUUCUCCACGCACAACGUAUCAGAGACCGUCGUACCAGGCAGACUACGACGAUGCUCUAGUGGCUCAGCUUGACGAUGAUCGUUACAAUCAGAAGCAAACCAAUACACAAAUAAGAAACGAGUUGAACUCGAUCUCGGACCGUCCGAUACUGGUAUCGUCCACGAUCCGUGCCUAUAACAGCCCCAAAUAUCAGACGGCCUUCGUUACGACGCCCGAACCCUUCUCACUGCCGUCGUCUACUACAGCCAGAACCACUACCACCACCACCACUACUACCACUACAACACCAGCUCCAAUACAGUACUAUACUACAAGAUCAUCACAAUUGGACGAUCAAAGUAAUAAAACAACACCCAAAUCAAUCAUAUUAACACUCGCAGCACGCGCGGGUUCCUCAUCGACCCCUGAGCCCCCCUCUCCCUUCCUCGUGUCCUUUGCGCCGUCUCCGCAAUCCCCAUAUGAGUCAUGGUACCGCAGUAGCACUGGCUCGGUUCCACGAUACAUUAAACCAUCAUCAACCACCAUACCACCGCCCACCACAACCACCACCUCCACCACAACAGUACCGCGUACAACCACCACAAUACCGCGUAGGACAACCACGACAACGUACACCUUUACCGAUGAGCAAUUGCCACGGUUUCGUCCUUCUGCUCAGUACGAUCACCACGCUCCUUCCGGGGUUAAGUUCCACCCAAUCCCGGACGAUCACUACUACGACGACGAUAGUGACGCUCACGAGUCGGACAGUGUCGACCAGGUAGAGGACGAGUACUCGAUGUUACCCAAAACUAGGUACGACUAUGAGCCACCGUCCCAGGUCACGGCGGACUCGACGAACGAUCAGUCGAAGAAGCAAUUUAUCACGCAAAAGCUUCUGCCGGUGUUUUCGCACUCGUACUCACAGUCCGAUCCUCGAUCCGCGUCGUCAGCUCACGCCCAUGCGGCAGUGCAGGACGAUGGCCACGAGGAUUCUCCCUUUUCGUACGAUACCCGACCGGACUUUGAUCCUUCCGGUGCCGCUGAACAGUUCGUCCCUUUGACGAGCACAUUGCCUCCAACAACCACCACUAGGGCAACUACUACCACGUCCACCAGGCGCCCUACCACGACACCCACCACAACCACUACAACUACCACUACUACUACUUCCACCACGCCCUCAACCACUACGCAACGAAAAAAACUGCAAAAGUUUGUUAUAUCUGACAUCCAGCCGUCCAGCUUCCGGACGCCGUUUAGUACUACUGCUCGGGCACAACCCCUACCUGAUUAUGAUAGCUACUUGUACCAGGAGGCCAUCCCGAGCAGUGUACGAUCGCGAAAUCAGCACACCUUCCUGAAAGCGAUCGCGACAACACUUUCCGCAACACAAUCGUCUACGAUCCCAACAACAACACAAGAACCACCGUCGUCAGUUGUUCGGACUUUCGCACCAGGAACAUCCACAAUAGGGCCUCUAGCUUUCCGUCCAGAACAGACUGUCCCCAACAAGUCCGUCCGGUUGACGUUAGCUUCGCAGACUCGCGAUGAUCAGCGUUCUUUCACGCCUAUCAGUACCACGACUCCUGCGCCGAGAUUCGAAAUUCGGCAGGAGCAGAAGUUUGCUAGCAAUCGAACCUACGCGCUUACGCUUGGUUCGGUCUUUGGUGGUCACCGAGGACGACUUGACAUCCCAAGGAAUCAAGAGCCGAUCCCUAACUAUACCACAUUUUUGCUGUCGGAUGCAGUUACGACAACACCGAUCGUAGCAUCCACCGUAUCAUCCACCACAUUGCCCGAGGUGCCUACGACAACCUCCACUACAACAUCGGCCCCGGUUACGACCACACCAGUGGCACCCGGUGGCCUUAGUAAUAUACGUUUUGUUUUAAGCUCUAGCCUAAGCACAACCACUCGGCCCCGCUAUCUAACGGGUCGGGAUGAAAAUGAUGCUCUUUAUAAGAGCCGUGACGCACCAGCGGCUAAACUCGUAGCUCGCCCGACUAACGCCGAACCAACUGCUUCGAGCGGCUGGGCUCCACUAAUACAGGAGAAGAUCCUGUCAAGUCCCAAAACGAACACCCUGUACGAGCAGGAAGAUCCCGUGCGAGAACCAGAUGAUCCCUUGCUUCAAACGCACGAUCAAUCAAACACCGAGGAUGCGCUCGAUGUUGGCGUCACCUCCACAGCUCCACCUACUAGGUUCCCUCCUCGAACUACACUCGCUCCAUUUGGUAGCUUAGAGGGUAAAAAAGGUGCAGAAAAAGUACAAAGCUUCACAUCGCGAGGCCUUAUCUUUAAGGAAGCGCUCAAUAAGACGCUAGAUCCGGCGAACAACACCCCCACGCGGUUGGUGGUUUCGCCGUACAAAAGUUUGGAGGUUCAACGUCAGACGACAUCCUCCGACAAACCGUUUGCCUCGACUUCGCGAGUCAUCUCGAAUUUAUACCGCACGACGACGCCUGAAGUGCCGGCCGUCGGAGGUCCUACGCUAAAGAGCUACUUGCAGCUGACAGCCGUUCCAAAGCUGGCAGCCAUUUUGCGCGAAACAACUGCUACUCCUAGCACAACUACGGCUAGUACGACUAGUACCACCAGUACGACUGUAGCUCCGCCAACUACCACGUUGAGUAGUACGACCGAAGAACUCACCACACGUAGAUCGACCACUCUUCCAACAGCUUCUUACUCUAGCAGCUCUGAAGAGGUGACAACUACGACGGCAACGUUACCUCGAUCGACGGAGGUGUAUCGUGGACGGUAUCGUCCUGUAUUCAGCUUUGUGCGAUCUUCGGAAUCGUACGAUGAGGUCACCACACCACGAUAUCGUUUCCUUCGUAAUCGUGGCCGUGGAUCUCCUCGAAGAACCUACACCAGAUUGCGACCUACGGCUGAACCCUACACGCUAACCUCGAGCACGCUCGAUGACGGUGCAGUAGUUGAAAGGAUCGCUUCUACGUCUUCCACGUUUGCUCCUACCAAGGGUUAUGGUGGACAUUUCGAUAGUACCGUUUUGUCGGUUUCCUCUGAGUACAACGAUCGCACAUUGGGCGUUGGGUCGUUAUCCUCGAGCAGUAGUUCGGCGCUCUUGAACCGCAUUCCGACAACCGAUCGUACGAAGUACGAUGCUAUCGAUCGCGAGCUUUCGAAAUUAACACACCUCAAGAAUCGCUUCGAACAGCCCGAUUCCAACCGUACCGAGCAGAAAGUGCGAGUACACCAACCGACGAUCACCACUAGCGGACAGCUAGGUGUCCAGGUGGUCCAGAUCACAGACAAACCGGUGUACUACACGCGCUUCCAUUCGACCUCGACUGAAGAGAGUUCUUUUGCUGUCACCAACAGCAGUCGACUGCCGGAGUCGACGACGAAAAAGUUCCGCGCAACCGUGGAGAUGCCCGAAAUGAACAUCCCUACCGAGAAGGAGUUGCUAUCGUACCACCAGGAUAGUGGCACUUCCUCGGACGAGGAUCGUGAGGACGAUGACGAAGAAGAUGGCACCGAAGAAGACGACACCGAGCCGGUGGACGAAGAUCUGGCGGACUAUUCGUACCUGGAGACGUCAAGUAUUGCGUCUUCCACGACCACCAGUACAACGACUCUCCGGAGCACCUUUAAGCCGAUGGCACGAGCCUCGAAACGAUACACGACGCCACACUACGCCGCCAUUGGAGCGGUCACAACCGAACGCAGCUUCAGUUCGGCGGUGGUGCCAUCUCGCUUCUACCCUAGUACAACAACGCAUGGACUGAGCAACCUUCCGGCUGGUGCUGCUAGUACUAGCUCCUCGUUCCCACUGUCUUCCAUCUUGUCCACCAUCCCCACCGUUCCCACCACUCCCAAAGCCCCCACAACCACCACAACCACCACCACUUUCACCACUGCCACCACCACCACCACCACCACAACCACAAUCCGCCCGCCAACGACGUAUACCGCGAACAAGCUCCCACCGCGCGCUUCCAGGGUCAAUAAUGCCAUAAAGACCACGAUCGCAGCCGCACAACUGCCACGCCGAUAUAGCAAACCGUCAGCAGCGGGAAAAAGCAUACAAUGUACAGAAAACUCACUGUUCGCCAAGUGCAACGAGAUUCCAUCGAGAGUUAGCAACAGCAACAGUAACAGCAACCGCAACCGUGGCGGAUCGCACUACGCGACCGACGGGCAAUCGACCGUUUCCGCCAACCGAGGAACGCACCCACCACGUGCGCGACCAACGCUGAAGCCUUCGCAGAACAUCGUCUCGAAGGCGCAAGAGUUCAUUGAUAUCUACCGCUAUCCACCGACGCGCCCUGAACCCCUAUACCCGCAGCCGACCCCCGAUAAGACCGCUGCCAAGUGCCGCAAGGACGUGUGCCUGCUGCCGGAUUGCUACUGCGGUGGCAAGGACGUCCCUGGAGAAUUGCCCGUGGAGCAGGUGCCUCAGAUCGUCCUCCUGACGUUCGAUGAUUCUGUGAACGAUCUGAACAAACAGCUCUAUCAGGAUCUGUUCGAGCGUGGACGUGUCAACCCCAACGGAUGCCCAAUUACGGCCACAUUCUAUGUGUCCCACGAAUGGACCGACUACAGCCAGGUGCAGAACCUGUACGCCGAUGGACACGAGAUGGCAUCACAUACCGUUUCGCACAGCUUCGGAGAGUCGUUCUCACCGAAGAAGUGGGCUCGAGAAGUUGCUGGCCAGCGAGAGAUUCUGUCCGCGUACGGUGGCGUCAAGCUGGAGGAUGUGCGUGGUAUGCGCGCACCUUUCCUUUCGAUCGGUGGCAACAAGAUGUUCAAGAUGCUGCACGAUUUCAACUUCACCUACGACUCCUCGAUGCCGGUGUACGAGAACCGUCCACCGAGCUGGCCGUACACGCUCGAUUACAAGAUCUUCCACGAUUGUAUGAUUCCGCCCUGUCCAACCAAGAGCUAUCCAGGUGUUUGGGAAGUUCCUAUGGUGAUGUGGCAGGAUCUGAACGGUGGCCGCUGCUCGAUGGGUGACGCCUGCUCGAACCCGCCGGAAGCCGAGGGUGUGUACAAGAUGAUCAUGAAGAACUUCGAACGUCACUACACGACCAACCGUGCCCCGUUCGGACUGUACUACCAUGCCGCCUGGUUCACGCAGCCGCACCACAAGGAAGGAUUCAUACAAUUCCUGGACGCGAUCAACUCGAUGAAGGACGUGUACAUCAUCACGAACUGGCAGGCGCUACAGUGGGUCCGUGAUCCGACCCCACUUUCUCGUGUCAACUCCUUCACGCCGUUCCAGUGUAACUAUGCGGAUCGUCCGAAGCGUUGCAACAACCCGAAGGUUUGCAACCUGUGGCAUAAAUCUGGCGUCCGGUACAUGCGCACGUGUCAGCCCUGCCCGGAUAUCUACCCAUGGACCGGCAAGACAGGAAUCCGCUCGUCACGCAUCGACAACGACAUCGAGGUGGCCGACACCAACUAA
Molecule: messenger RNA, 8808 nt
Organism: Anopheles nili
Lineage: Eukaryota; Metazoa; Arthropoda; Insecta; Diptera; Culicidae
Gene: Cda5
Product: mucin-5AC
Exons: 16
Coding region: 16-8808 (2930 amino acids)
Biological process (GO): carbohydrate metabolic process
Molecular function (GO): hydrolase activity, acting on carbon-nitrogen (but not peptide) bonds
Source: RefSeq, a predicted model, not a curated record